This is a messenger RNA of Protopterus annectens (West African lungfish), 1849 nucleotides long. It is a transcript of the gene FAM167B, whose product is annotated as family with sequence similarity 167 member B. Bases 73 to 657 code for a protein of 194 amino acids. Lineage: Eukaryota; Metazoa; Chordata; Ceratodontiformes; Protopteridae. The transcript is spliced from 2 exons. The record is from RefSeq and is a predicted model, not a curated record.
CCCCUAGCUGUAAUAUGUGCUGACAGUUACAGACAGUGAGAAGCAGAAGUGAUCAAACUGCACUGAGGAAAGAUGUCUAUCAGGAACCUUGAAUUUAAGGAACUCGGGGAGGAGGAAUUAUUUGACAAUGAUGACUUAGACAGCGUGAAAGCUUUGACAGCCAAGCUGAAACUUCAGACUCGCAGACCGUCAUAUCUGGAGUGGAAAGCACAUGUUCAGAAUCAGUCCUGGCGAAACUCUGCGGGAACAGAGACAGUCAGUCUGGGUCUAGGACUGGAAAAGGAUGGAUCAGUGGAUUUUAAGGAGAAGAAUCAAAAUAAGGAGACCACCUUGAAAAAUAUCUGUGGGUUUGACAGCAUAGAUCAAGCCUUGGAGUGGUUAAGAAAAGAACUAAGAGAAAUGCAAGCUUUGGACCACCAGCUAGCCAGACAGCUGAUGAAGCUUCGGUAUGAGAUUCACAAAGUGAAGGUGGAGCAGGUCUGCCAUGAACACAAAGAGAUGCUGGACGAUGCUACCUUUGGACUGGAGGGCUGCGGUGAGGACUCUGAUUUGCUGUGUGACAUCCCACUGAAGGCGGCAUUCACACUGUCCAUGCCACUGAAGCACAUCGGUGUUACCAGGAUGAACAUCAACUCCCGCCGAUUCUCACUGUGCUAAUAUUGCUGUGGUUUCAGUGAGUGGACAUAUUGGGACUGAUGAACACUCCAAGCAGACCAACUUUUCUGAUCUUCCAAAAGACACCCCACAGCAGAACAUUAAAAAGUCAAAUGCUACACUGCCAAACAAUGUGAUUAAUUCACUACAGAGCUUGCUGUAGUAAUAUGGCAUAUCUUUUGCAUUUAAAUAACAUUUGCUGCUCAAGUCCUUACUAUGUCUAUUCCGAGCCUUUUUUGUCACUCUAAAUUUACUGUUUUUGAUCACAUCCUGUCUGCCAUUGCUUGCAUUACUGCAGUUGCACUUUCAGUAGAGAAUGCGUUUAUCACUUAUAGCAGUUGUUGACAUACCACAAUUGCACUUUUCAUUUGUGAAUGCCUGUACUACUUUUAGACUAAGCCUGUGUUUAUGAGAUGUUUGAUUGAAGAACUCUUUCUAUGUGAACCUACAAAGUGCAGAGAGAACUCAAAUGCUUGAAGAAACUAAUGACAGGUACAACAACCCAGAGAUUUAGAAACAUAUUUUAAAUCAUGCUGGAAAGUUAUUGUUUUUUUUUUUUUUUUUCAGAAAAGGCUGGAAUUUUAAGUCAGAGUUCUUUGAGCUCUUGUAGAUCAUUAUUGCAAAUAAGAAAUGGGCCUUUUAAAGAUGAUCUAACUAGUAACCAUUGAUCUGCAUGUAUGUAUAUAAUGCACCAUAUGCUAAAAUCUGUCCAUUUCUCUAAUGAAAGUCAUGUCUUAAAAAAGCCCAAGAUCCUGAAACUUGUUAAAUUCUACAAAGUGCUUGGUAAUACAGAAAGCCUUGAGUAGGUUUGGUUAAACAGCAUUCCCUUUGGCAGCCAAAAGUAGUCUUACAUAGGAUUUCACUAUGGUCAAUUAUUAACCAUCUCACUUUAAAAUCAUAGCUUUGAUCAUUUCCCUUAAAUCCUCAGAAGUUUCACUGACUAAGGGAUAGGUUUUUUUCAAAAGCUACAGGUUUUCAGAUGUCUAGUUUUACUAUAUCUUGUAUUAUUGUUUCUUUUUCAACAAGAGUGUAUAGUCUAUGAUAUACUGACAUUUCUUUCAUGAUUGCUUUCUCUGCCUUCUUCACAAUAAGUGUUAGAUCAAUGUUGUCUCCCCUACAACCCUCAGUUGGAUAAAGCAGGUGCCAGAGAAUGACUAAAUAAAUCAGUGUAUGAAUAAAACUUGCAAUCUUUAAA